AAUGAGAUAAGAAACUGGAAAUAAAACAAAUCUUUUAUUUUAUAAAAUUUCAUGCUAUUUAUCGAUUAUAAUCGACCACAAAAUAAAAAAACAGAGAUUUUAUAAUAUUUUCUACUAUUAAAAUAAUUAUAUCUCUAAAAAUAAUAACAUUAAUAAAUAUAAAAUAAUCCAUACAAUUCAUUAAAUUUGUGAUUUUAGAAAAAAAUUCUCAUAAAUUUAAUAUUCAUGUGCUAUUGUUUCAUUUCAUUCUGAAUCGAUAAUUGUAUCUGAAACGCAAAUAGAAAAAUAAUCAGAAUAAUCAAAAUAAUAAUUUAGAAUCAGAUGAUAUAAAAAUAUAUUAAAUGAUAUUUAUCUUAUAGAUAUAAGAUAAAUCUCAUCUAUGAUUCAAUUAAUAGAAUUAUACUCUAUUAUAUUCCAAAUUUUAUUCCAAAGUUUAUGAUAUAAGAAUUUGUUAUAAAACAUUUUAACAAUAAUUUUUUGAGAAAAAUUUUUUAUAUUUUUAUUAAAUUUUAUUUAAUUAAAUUGGCUUAUAUUUAUUUACUAAAUACUUUAAACCUUUGAAUUUUUAGAAUUUAAUAUUACUUUGAUUUAAAAAUAAUAGAGGAAAAAGUUAAGUUUUCUUAGGAGGAAAAGGAAAUAAUGACAUUGAAUUUAUAUAGCAAUAUAUAUUGUUAUAUCAAUAAAAAUCAUGAUAUUUAAUAUCACGUGAAAACGUAUCUUAAUAUACGUAUCUCGAUAAAUAGCAAUUGUGUUAUAUUCUCCUAUAUACUUCUUGCCCUCUUUCUCGAUAAUUCUUUAAAGUAAUAUUAAAUUUUUAAAAUCUAAAACCUUGGAAAUCUUGCUUAUAUUAUAUUGUUGCAUUUUAUAAAACUUAAAAUUUCCUCUUACUUUUAAGAAUAUAAUUUAAUUAUUAUUUUUGUCAAUUAAAAAAUUUGAUUAAAUAUGAUCACGGAAUCUUUGCAUGAAUAUUUGGAAAUCGUGGCUGGAUAUAUAUUUGAUGAUGACAAAUUGGUAACAUAUAAAUGGUUAAGUAAAGUAUUAGAAGUUCAUGUUAAUAUUGCAAAACAAAUUUUAUGGGAAUUUUGGCAAAAAUAUAAAAAAGAGAAAGAAUUUGUUUGUACUUUCUUAUUAAUGGGAAUUCUAUAUGAUAAUGGAAUGCAUGUUGAAAUUGUAAAAGAGAAAGAUCUAAUAACAUCAAAAGAAAAAUAUAGUAAAGUUAUUUCUGAACAUAUUUAUAGUCUUCAGAAAAUACUUCCUGAGAUACAGCUACUUGGAAAUACUGAAAAUGGAGAUAUUAAAUUCAGUGCAAUUAAAUGUAUUGAGAACAAUGAACGAAAUGAUGAAGAAAUGCAUAUUUUUCGUUGGGGUCCUAUAUCAAAUGGAAUUCAAUUUGCUCCUCAAGAAGAAACACAAUCGAUAUCUGAAUCAAAUGAAAUAAAGAAGAUAAUUAAUCCAGAAAAAAAGCAAACUUUUAUAAAAAAAAAUGAAAGAAAAGGUUUUGAUAACUUGUUUGGAAAAGUCAUUAAUAAACAGAAAAAUUUAUAUACAUCAUCUAUUGAAGAAAUGAAUAUGGAAUCUUCUAAUAUAAAAGAAACAUCUAAAAAUGUUCUUAAAUCUUCAAAAGAAAUUAUACAAAAAGAUAAAUUGAAUAAUUUUCUUCAAUCAAAUGAAAAUCAAACAAAAGCUGUAAAAUCUCCAAAUAAAAAAAAUAGUAUAAAUUCCAUACAAAAGAAAAUUACUCUUAGAGAUAAUAAACAAAAAAAUAUGCGUGGUAAAAAACGUAGUCAAAGCAAAGAUUUAAAUAAUACUACAAAAAAGCAAAAAUGUAUUACAAUUCAUGAUGAUUCUAGUAAUACAGAAUCCUCUAAUGAUGAUAAUGAACAAGAAUUAGAAUUACCAAUCUCACCUGAAAAUCUUUCUUCUCCUAUAAGCAAGGAUUCUAUGACUCCACAAAUGAAACUUGAAAAUGGAAAACGUAAAGUUUUAAAAAUAGUAGAUAAAACAUUUGAAGAAGAUGGUUUCCUUGUAACAAAAAAAGUACAUGUUUAUGAAAGCUGUUCUGAAGAUGAAUUAGAAAUUCUAACAAAAAAAUCUAUGAUACCUGAAUCACAUUUAGAAUUUAAAGGAAAAAAAAAUACAAAACAAACAACUUUAAUGAACUUUUUUAAAAAAUCAUAGUAGUUUAUUAUAUUCAUUAUAUCUUAUAAUUUAAAAUAAAGUAUUAAAAUUCAAAAA
Messenger RNA from Apis cerana (Asiatic honeybee), 2235 nucleotides. Its product is annotated as DNA polymerase delta subunit 3. The record is from RefSeq and is a predicted model, not a curated record. Lineage: Eukaryota; Metazoa; Arthropoda; Insecta; Hymenoptera; Apidae. Gene Ontology annotation, biological process: DNA replication; DNA synthesis involved in UV-damage excision repair; DNA strand elongation involved in DNA replication. Gene Ontology annotation, molecular function: DNA-directed DNA polymerase activity. Gene Ontology annotation, cellular component: nucleus; delta DNA polymerase complex.